Messenger RNA from Theobroma cacao (cacao), 1268 nucleotides. RefSeq lists its product as uncharacterized. NCBI's taxonomy places the organism in Eukaryota, Viridiplantae, Streptophyta, Magnoliopsida, Malvales, Malvaceae. The record is from RefSeq and is a predicted model, not a curated record.
CUCUCUCUUACUCCCAAUNUUUAAUCCCUCGCCCACUUCUUUCCCCUUCUUUUACACCCUCAACCAAACCUCAAAGAAAAACGAAAGCAGCCAUGAAGCUCAAAAACAAAGGUAGAGUAUUCCCAUCCCCUUCUUCUUCUUCAUCUUCUUCUUCUUCUUCUUGUGAAGACUAUCUUUCCAUUUUGAAGCUUCUCCCAGCUGCCAUUUUGGCUCUUGCUUCAGUCCUUUCUCUCGAGGACCGUGAGGUUUUAGCUUACAUGAUAACCAGGUCCCUCAAAACCACCACCACUGCCACCAACUCUUCUUUAAUCUCCCAAGAUUAUUCUUCCAAGAAGAGAUCUUCCAAGAAGCCACCACCUACCGCCUCCAAGCUGACCCAAAAGAAUGGCGCUUUACCCCAUAAGCCGCCCGUUUUCGAUUGCGAUUGUUUCGACUGCUACACUAGUUACUGGUUUCGUUGGGACUCGUCUCCUAACCGCGAGCUUAUCCAUCAAGUUAUUGAAGCUUUCGAAGAUCAUUUAACCAACGGGGAAGCCCAGAAACCUUCCAAGAAGAACAUAAGGCCCAAAAAGAGAGACAGUACCAGCAAAGUGGCCAGUCGGGUCCCCGACAGCCCGGUUGGUGACCUCCCGGUUCAGCCCGACCAAGAAGUUCUGGUCUCGGAGAGUAGUUCUACCGACGAAGCAUCGGUUUUUAACGAUGACGUCACUUCAAGGGAGAAGGAUGUUAAAGAAGAGGUAGCUGACGCGGCAGAAGUGACUGAAGAGUUUGCGGUAGUGGAGGAUGCGGAGGUGGAAAUACGGACGGCGGCGACGAGUAGCCACAAGGGGUUGGCUAGGAAGGUGUUGCCGGACGUGUUAGGAUUAUUGAAUUCUCGUUUAUGGGGUCUUUGGAAUCCAAAUGUGUAAUAUUUCUUUCUUUCUUUCUAUUUUUGGAGAAAAAAUUUAUUAUUAAAAAUAUAUUUUUGGGGAUACAUCUGUGCCCGAAUAUAGGCAUGGUCCCUCCCUUGAAUAGCAUGACCCUUUUUCCGCUUUGCUUUUCUGCACUGGACUUAAAAAAUGUACCUGGCGGCGAGUAGUCAUUUUCCGGGAGAAAAAGGAGUUGCACAUAAUUUGCUUCUGUUUUGGGCCAUAAUUUUGUUAUCAAUUAUUUAUUUUGUAUUUGGCUUAGGAACGAAGUAUUGUGGUUAGGUAAGAUAGUUUGUAAAAAGUGGGCCAAUUAGAAUGGGAUAUUUUUUUUUGAAAGAAUAAGAAUGGGAUAUUUUGCUA